AUGUCAGGAAUCGGCUCCCCUCAACCCGAUCUAAAUCGUAAUCGGCUUCCAACUCUAUUCGAGGUGCUCAGUAGAAGGACUUUACCCCCAGUGGAUCUAUUCUCCUUCUAUAUUUAUAUGAGAGAUCAGCAGCGCUCUGUUGAUUACCUUGAUUUUUGGCUUGAUGUUGCUCAACAUAUGUCGUUAUGCCGACACUAUGUUCGCGAACUGCGACGAUCUGUAAUGAUUGGUACACCCAAAGGCGAAGAUGCUCAAUCAAAACGAUCUUCUGCUGUUCUAGAAAAUCUCGGUGAUAUGUCAAAUCCCGCCGGACCAUCCAUGUUCACUACAGAAAAGGAGAAAAACCAAGAUGCUCAGAUGUCCGCCUUCCUCAGGGAACAAUCUGAUACUGGAGAGGUUAUUGCCCCACAAGGACACUCUCCUUCUCAUAGUUUGGGAUCCAAUGGUAACGGCCACGAUCUGGGAAACAUGUCUAGCGAAAGGCCUAGACCAAGUUUCAUGAGCAGCCCUAUGGAUUUGACGUCAGAUUCAAACUCUCCUGCACACACUGUCGCGAGAGCCGACAUCCGAGCUUCUGCUGAGAAGAUUCUCUAUACUUUCCUCCUCCCAGGUGCUGAACGUGAGAUUAUUCUUCCACACUCCAUCACCCAAGAUAUCAUCAUUUCCAUUGAGGAAAGAGGACGCGACGAUCCGGAAGUGUUUGAUGCAGCCAAGGACUAUGUUUUCCAAGCAAUGGAAAGGGAUGCUUUCCCAGGCUUCUUAAGAAUGAAAGCUCUAGGCAACUUGGUCCCCCCUUCGAUGAUGUUGAGAUUGAUUGUUGGCUUACUUUCAAUGUUUGCCGCAUUCUGGGUUGGAUUCAUUCUAAUCUUCCUCAACUAUCCCCACCAUACUCGUGUUUGGCUCCUUCUUCCCUUCACCAUUGGUGUCUAUGCACUCUGUUCUCACCAAUAUGCCCUCGAUCCCAUUCUUGCCCUGGCCGGAUACAGUGAAUACACAUUCAUGUCUUUCUCCAAAAUUCGAGAACCAUUUGUUCGAAGGCUUCUCCACAAACGUGCACUCAUGGUCCUAAUGGUCACAGCUAUCACCGAUGCAGCACUAGUCCUAAUAUUUGCGUUGGUACCUGGAAAGAGAUUGUAA
Messenger RNA from Botrytis byssoidea, 1137 nucleotides. RefSeq lists its product as uncharacterized. Lineage: Eukaryota; Fungi; Ascomycota; Leotiomycetes; Helotiales; Sclerotiniaceae. The record is from RefSeq and is a predicted model, not a curated record. Gene Ontology annotation, biological process: intracellular protein localization. Gene Ontology annotation, cellular component: plasma membrane. The coding region runs from base 1 to 1137 and encodes 378 amino acids. The transcript has 3 exons.